Messenger RNA from Theileria equi strain WA, 1647 nucleotides. RefSeq lists its product as hypothetical. The transcript has a single exon. The record is from RefSeq and is a predicted model, not a curated record. NCBI's taxonomy places the organism in Eukaryota, Apicomplexa, Aconoidasida, Piroplasmida, Theileriidae. Bases 1 to 1647 code for a protein of 548 amino acids.
AUGGCGUCUAAAGGAACUCCAUCAUCUACAAGAAAUAGACCUGCUUCUGUGGAAAUUGGUAAAGCUUCUAGAGGUGGACAAUAUACUGACGAACAUAAUAUAAUAAAAUUUACCAGAUAUAAUGACAAACCGGAGAACGGAUAUACAAAAUAUGUUCAUACAGUUCCUGAUAAUUGUUAUGUUAAAACUAUAAAACAUGAUAACAAAGAUCAAAAUGGAUUUGAUCUGAAAAGUCAAGAAUACACAGAAGUUACUGUCUAUUUCAUAGAGUAUGAUAAUUCUAGCCUUUUACCACUCGUAGUUGGUAUUACAAAGGGUAAUGGUACCUAUGAAUACUUUAUCAAGGAAGAGUACUUCAACACUUCUGAUAGAUGGAAGAAAGAUGGAGAAAUUAAAAACGAUGGGACCCUCAAAAACAGACUUGCAGAAAUAAAUAAGAAGACUUCUGGCUUAAUGGUGUUAAAAGUGGACGCAAAUGCAGAUAGUAAAUACUACGCUAACGGGGAUAUCCAAGCUCCAAAAGUCAAUGACAAGAUUGAAAUAUCUGUUUCUCAAAGCUUUAAUAGCACAAAUACCUACAAAAUAUUUACUCAUAAACCAAAGGAUGGUAAGAUGCGAGUGUUAACUACAAGGAAUGCCAGUGGUAACUUUUACCCAUUCAAUCCAGACAACGCAUAUAUUACCGAGUGCGAUAGUAUCUUUUUAUAUCACUGGUAUAAAGAUGAGGGCAAUAACAGGGUACUUAUUCUCGAGCUGAAAUCUUCUGGAAAUGCAAAGUACUUCAAAUUAGAAGGGGGUAAAUGGGUACCUGAAAACACAACAGAAACUCUUGAUACUGCACUCAGGAGAGAAAACUGUAUUAGAAAUGGUUUACAUGCUGUAGAUCUAGAUAAAAAUACCAGUGGUCCUUAUCCAUGUCCUAUUUGCAAAACUACCAUUAAUUUAACAUCACAAACUCCAGAAAACGCGUAUACGAAAUGUACCCAUAGUAUUAAUAAUAGUAACUUUAGAAGCGUUAUCUCUAAAAGAACAGACCAAGAUGGAAUAAAUAUUUCUUCUGGUAUUAAUAAAGUUGUUGUAUUUCACUUUCCUCCUAGCAAACCAAGUCCUAUCCUCAUUUGCAUUCCUUCCCUGGACAAAAGGUGGUACAAAAAAAGCACCAAAGAUGGAAACAAAUGGGAAAAGAUAAUGGAAAAUACACCAACCAACGAACAUGACACUUCAAAGAUAAGGGAACUUCUCAAAAAAAUACAAGGUGAACUUAAAAAAUCUCCCACUCCAUCUGAAUCUUCAACAAGCCAGAGUGGAGGUACUACCACGAACAAAGACACAGAGAAAACUACCAGAGGUGUAGAAACUACAACACAUACCGCUAGCGGAAGUGGAGGGAAUAUAACAUCUGAACAAAAACCAUCUCAAACUACCAGUCCUCCUCCCUCCUCUGUUGCCGCUCAGAAAGCUGAAUCUUCCCCCGUAGGCAUAGUAGUUGGAGUGAUUGUAGGAGUAGUUCUUGUAAGUCUUGUCAUUUACGAAGGCUUUAUGCUUCGCAGGAAUCCAGAGAAAAGCAUUACAACGAGAGUCAUGAGCAAACUCAGAGGCCGAAAAUAUCCACCUAUAACACACGAUAACAUGCAUGUUCCGUCAUAA